CGUCGCAAAUGUGCCAUCAUGGCGGCUUCUUCGCCCUCCUGUCCCGCCUGGCUGGCUCGCUUCGCUCAGAUGAAGAGGCGAGGGGGUAAGCCACCCCCGAUAAGGCCUCCGCAGCCCCUGAUGCUGGCCAACCAGGUCUCGAACCGGCGCCUGAGAUUGGGAGAGGCAACGUGCAUCACAGAGAUGUCUCUAAUGAUGGCCUGUUGGAAGCAGAAUGAGUUCAACGACUCGAUUUGCGCCAAGGAGAUCCAGGCGUUCUUUGAGUGUUCUUCAAAAGCAGAAGCAGAACGCAAGGAGAAAAUUCUUCAAGACUCCCUUGGUCGGUCAGGAAAGCUUAGUUCAAAGCAAGUCAACAAACUUAUCAGUCGAUUUCCCAACAUUACUCACUAUUAUUAAAGGAAGCCUUGUUUCCACAAGGCACUAGGCGUCAGUGCUGAAAUCGGACCAUGUCUGCAGGUUCCCUGUUUCCUUGUCUUUAUUGAAGGCUGAUGUGGGGUCUGCAUUAUUUUGCUGAGGAUUUUGUCUGAGCACUUCUUUUGGCGUGGAAGUGGAAUCCAAGCUGCUGAAGAAAAGCGUUCCUUCUCAUCAGAAACGCCGGAUGUGUUUUGAGUAGAAGAAUGUUUUCCAAAAAGAAAACGUUUCCUAAGAGAAAAUGUACGUUUGAGCCUUGUGUGAAAGUAUUUUCUAAUUACAUAUCUAGUUGGAUCAAAAAGAGUCCAGUAGCACCUUUAAGACUAACCAAUUUUAUUUUAGCAUAAGCUUUCGAGAAUCAAGUUCUCUUCGUCAGAUGCCUGAUACAGAGACUGGUCAAACACAGAAGAGCAAGAGAGGGAAGAGGCAAUUAGGGGGGGAGGGGGAGGGAGCAAUCAAAACAUUCCUUUGCUAGUAUAUGUAAACAUCUCCUUUUGGUGUGUGUAUCAGUUGGCUUCAAAGGAGUUUGCCCUGUUAGUUUGUAGAAGCCAAACAGCUAGACCAUCCAAUUCCAAUGCAGUAUGGGCCUUCGGUAACCACAGCUCUCCCUGCCAGAUGCAUCUGACAAAGAGAUCUGUGGUUCCCGAAAGCCCACGCCAGGUACCACUGAGCUCCCCCAGACCCCACCUCUGUAAAGGAAAUCUGUUACCUGUGGUAAUGUGAUAACCAUUCAUAGUCCCUAUUCAGUCCCAGCUUGACAGAGUCAAAUUUGCAUAUGAAUUCCAGUUCAGCAGCCUCCCGUUGGAUUUUGUUUUUGAAAGGUUUCUGUUGAACUACAGCGACCUUUAAGUCUUUGAUGGAAUGUCCUGGUAGAUUGAAGACGGCUAACUUCUCUGCAUCUAUAUCUAGUUGGAUCUGUUACUAGGUUGUGAACUGUGUUUUGGUGUUGAUUUGAUUUCUUCCUGAAUUUUUGAAACUCUACUAGAGCAUAGUUUCAGCCUAUUACUGGUUAAGCACAGCAGUAGCUUCUAGCAGUCUUGUUUUUACAAAAUAAGCAUAAAUAAUAAAGUUUAAAAAAAUA
Molecule: messenger RNA, 1492 nt
Organism: Eublepharis macularius
Lineage: Eukaryota; Metazoa; Chordata; Lepidosauria; Squamata; Eublepharidae
Gene: CHCHD1
Product: coiled-coil-helix-coiled-coil-helix domain containing 1
Exons: 3
Coding region: 19-396 (125 amino acids)
Biological process (GO): mitochondrial translation
Cellular component (GO): mitochondrial ribosome; nucleoplasm; mitochondrion
Molecular function (GO): RNA binding
Source: RefSeq, a predicted model, not a curated record